AUGUUAAAACAAUUAAAUGAGAAACCUAAUCGAUCCGAAGUGGAUGAAAGGCUCAUUCUGGGUUUUCAAGCAGCUCGAGACAAAAUGCUUAAACAUUAUAAAAAGAGCAACUGGAUUUAUUGUACCUCUUUAAUUUUAGACCCAAGGCAUAAAACUCAGACUUUUGACAUGACAUUAUGGGGGAAGCAAAUUAAAACAGAAAGCCUGCGCAAAUUUAAUGAACUUUAUAAAGAAUAUAAAAGUCUACACUCAGUGAAUACAUCUCUAGAAUCACCAAGAAAUGAAAAGAAAGUAUGUGAAUAUGAUGAAGAUGAAGACGUAAUAGACUUUGAGAAACUGUAUGCAUAUCCCUCGACGUCAUCUGGAUCUGGAUCUUUUCAUCAAGGCUUAGUUAUAGACGAGUUGGAGGAGUACCUAAGUAAACCCAGAGCCGCCAGUUCGGAAGACAUUUUAGAGUGGUGGAGGACGCAUGAGACAGAAUAUCCGACUUUAUCGAAGAUGGCCCGUGAUUUUCUUUCAAUACCUGCAACUUCAGUACCUGCUGAGAGAUUAUUUUCCAAAGUAUCAUUAGUAAUUAGAAAACAUAGAAAUAGGUUAAGUGAUGAGUCAGCCAGAUGGUUACUUUGUAUUAAUUCUUGGUCAAAAGAAUUAAUAUAA
Molecule: messenger RNA, 657 nt
Organism: Parnassius mnemosyne (clouded apollo)
Lineage: Eukaryota; Metazoa; Arthropoda; Insecta; Lepidoptera; Papilionidae
Source: the annotation of a GenBank genome assembly